AUGUGGACAUUAUGGCAUUACUUUUUGCCUAGCAAUAAAGUACCAGACAAGAAAAUCACAGACCCAGAUUGCUUAAACGCUGCAGUUUUGUUCUACGACGAAAAUGCACAGCUUGUACGCGUGACAGUGAAAGAUUCCUUGGACAAUCUGAGAAUGGGAUAUGAUUUUGAAAGAAUUGAUCUUCCAUGGCUGGAUUACAGGCCACCCCCGCAGACUGCAAGAGCCAGAGUGAUUAAAACUACUUCUGAUGCACCAUUGGCAAGCACCGUAUUCCCUGUCAUCUUGGACAAAAUUAUCCGAGUUCAGGUUCCUAAAGCGAAGAAGGGUAAAGCUGAUGAACUGCUGGUGCUUGAAAACAUUGAAGUUGACACUACAAAAUUCCUUAAGGUUGAUGUGUUUGUGAAUGAUGAAGAUGAUAACAUUAAUGAAUUGGACAAGGCUUCUUAUGCAGGAACCUAUGCGCAAGUGCCGCAUAAAACUAAUAAGACGCCGAACAAGACUUCUAUCAGGUUGAAACCCACUGAUCUUUACGACGACAUGGAAAUUGAUGACGAUGAAACAAUUCUGGUGACAUUGGUGCCAAGACAUCAAGGGGGUGGUAUUACCAUUGGUGGUAUCAAGAUCGUUGAAGCAACAAGUUGA
Molecule: messenger RNA, 642 nt
Organism: Fraxinus pennsylvanica
Lineage: Eukaryota; Viridiplantae; Streptophyta; Magnoliopsida; Lamiales; Oleaceae
Source: the annotation of a GenBank genome assembly